Messenger RNA from Stylophora pistillata, 4557 nucleotides. RefSeq lists its product as uncharacterized. NCBI's taxonomy places the organism in Eukaryota, Metazoa, Cnidaria, Anthozoa, Scleractinia, Pocilloporidae. The record is from RefSeq and is a predicted model, not a curated record. Gene Ontology annotation, molecular function: calcium-activated cation channel activity. Gene Ontology annotation, cellular component: plasma membrane.
UAUAGAUAUCCAACAACAAGAAACGAGAAAAAAAUUUCGUGUCAUAUGCAUUUUAAGGUGAAAUUAUCGUACAUCGACGACAAUCAAAAUUUUUGCCGCAAAAAAUUUUCAGCAUGUACAUAUUAAAUGAACUGCAUGUAUGUUGUCGGUUAACAAUGAGUUCGACUGAUCCUAAACAAUCAGGGGAAGAGAGGGGCUUUUAUCAAUGGCAAAGAUUCAGCUUAUGUUGCACUUUUUCUUUGGGUCAACGAGAUGAAACUUGCGCUGCGAAUAGUCGGUCUCAACUAGUGUGACUGUCUUUGGUAGAUUAGGUAAAAGCACCAAAUUACAAUAAGGGAUUAAUGUCUGUCAGAAUUAAACAAAAUGUGCUAAAUUUAAAUUUUACACGGAGCAAUUUUAUUUGUAAAUUGGUAUGAGUGAGGAUUGUUUUAACAAUUGAUUACACUCAAAAACACCAGUUUUAACUUAUGGAACUUACCAAAGUCAGAAUUACUUUAACAUUAAGGUGCGUGAUGUAUAAUAUUGUGUUAGCUUUUCAGGAAUCAAUAUGAGCAUUCACAGAACCUAAAUAACGAUAAAAACAAUGAGCUUCAUAUUUUUGUGAUCUAAACAUAAAUUUUUAUUUAAAUAUAGAAAUGAUUAAAAAACUGUGUGAAAAUUUAAAGAAACUAGUAUUAACAUUUACAAACUGUGCAAACGUGCAACGUAUUGACAGUUGAUGUGUCUAGUUCCUUCCAGAUUAGUUCUGCGUCGAUGCAUCUGUCAACAUCUUUUCACGAAAUUCAAUAAUUGUAUUUCUGUAGUGAAGUCACGCGACAGAAAAUCUACAUCCUAAAGAUACGAUUAGUUACUGAAACCCUCUCGAACUAUCUGGAUUGAUGAUUAUUCACGUACGCAUCGUCAACGUGGUCUUCUGUUAUAGUCAAGGAACGUUUGGAAAGAUCUGCGUUUCGUGUGUUAUUAAAUUUGAUUACGAUUGUUUUGCAAAUCUCAUCUUGUCUCGCUGUUUGGUCCGCCAGCGUCAGAGUUGACUCGAAGCGUUCAUCGACCCGAAUAAAUUUAUUUGUGUUUUCUUUUUGCAAAAGUGUGUACUUAAUUGAAUCAGUUACCGGUUGUAAUGAAUUUCUAAUGACGCCAACAACCUUGUUUGUCAUGUAGAAGGAGACAGAAUGCGCCAGAUCGCCCAACGGGCGUAUUCCUUUGUGUAAACUGGUCUUGUCGUUUCCGCCAGACUCCACGUGAUCACGAAAUCUGAAAACUCUAUUGGAUGUUUGACGUUUGAUCAUUUGAAUGACUGUUAGCGCCAUUCGACCACGCAUGAAAUUUAGUACAACUCAGGAAGCUUUACCUCGCAAUCUGGGUGUAGCUACAAGAUCACAGUGAAGAAUACCACGGCGAAAAUGGCGAAUGACAGCGCUAGCGGCAAUGAUACGGUGAAUGAUGUAGUAGCAGACGGUACAAGCAAGUUUAUUUCAGCGCUUAUUCUCAACUUGAUUAUAGCCCUGAUAUGUUUGAUAUUGUUUUGCAUUCUAAGACAGAAGCACAAAAUUAUUUACGCGCCAAGGCAGCUCUUGAUAGACACGUUAGCGCCUGGGAAACGUCCCCAAUCGUUUUUUUCGUGGCUUUUUCCCGCUUUCACUGUGAAGGAUGACGAAGUUUUCCUUUACGCGGGCAUUGAUGCGGUGGUUCAUAUGCGGUUCAUGAAGCUCUGCUUUAAGAUCGCCCUGGUUCUUAUGCCGUAUGGAAUAAUUGUUUUGAUUCCCGUAAAUUAUUUCGGUGGAGGAGAUCUCAGCGGCCUGGAACAGAUAGCACUGUCUAACAUUGUCCCCAAGUCGUCCAAAGUUUGGGCUCACACUGUAGCCGCCUGGGUGUACACUUUGAUUAUCUGCUACCUUUUGUAUACGGAGUGGAAAGCAUUUAUCGUGUACCGACAACAGUAUCUUAAUAAAGGGAUGGGCUAUCAGUAUGCUGUGUUGGUUAGAGAUUUGCCAGAAAAGUUCAAGGAUUACGAAAGUUUGAAGGGCCACGUGGAAGAAUUAUUUCCUGAUGAGGUGGAAGAUGUUGUAAUUGUGGAAGACCUGAAAAAGUGGCAAGAGCUUGUUAAUGAGCGGGAUGCUCUGAAAUGGAAGCUAGAGCAUGCAAAAGCAGUGUUCGAGCAAAGCGGAGAAAGACCGACGCACAAGAAGUUCAUUUGCUGCGGAACGAAAUUCGACUCCAUCACCCAGUAUGGGGCUGAGCUAGAGACUGCACAGGCCAAACUAGACGCUGAAACUGAGAAGAAACACACUCUCCUUCCCAGCAGUUUCGUUGUGUUCCGAUCUCUCCGAUCAUCAACACUGGCGAAUCAAGCUGACUGGGAUAACUCUCCUUUGGCCGUUGACGUCAUGCCAGCUCCAGAACUGACAAGUGUUCUGUGGACUAAUCUUUCCAUUGGUCUGUGGGAAAGGAAACUACGCACAGUUUUGAUCUACACCCUCGUGUUCCUGUUGGUGUUCUUCUGGACUGUUCCUGUCGCAUUCGUAUCAACUCUGGUUGAGCUACAGAAUCUGACAAAAAUCGCGCCAUUUUUAAAACCAGUGCUGGAACUAAGCUCAUUUGUGAAAGGCGCCAUUGAAGGUUUCUUGUCAGGUCUAGCAUUGAUAAUUUUCUUCGCCAUUUUGCCCUUGGUCCUGCAGCUGUUCAGCAAACUGGAAGGAAUACCGUCCCAAAGUGAAGUGGACAGAUCUACGCUGGGAAAAUUGUACAUUUUCAUGCUCGUGAACAAGUUCCUAUUCUUGACUUUUGCUGGCUCAGCUCUAAACAAACUGAAAGAAAUGGCAGAUAAACCAAGCCAGAUUCCAUCAUUUUUAGCUGAAGCUCUCCCCUCGCAGUCCACCUUCUUCAUUUGUUUCAUCAUGCUGGCCACACUGACUGGUUAUGCGCUGCAGUUAUUGCGCAUAGUGCCUCUCAUUCUGGUGUCAAUCAAGCGUAAGUGGCUUGUAAAGACACCUCGUGAGGACGAGUUGGCCUGGAAACCACCACCAAUUCUUUAUGAUCGAGUGUUCGCCAACCAUCUUUUUAUUCUGAUCGUGGGCCUGUCCUACUCCACGCUGGCGCCCAUUAUAACUCCAUUCGUUGCGUUGUACUUUGGGUUUGGUUACAUUGUGUGGAUGCACCAGACAUUGAGUGUUUACAUCCCCGUCUACAGCUGUGGUGGUAUGAUGUGGCCUAGGGUUUUUAACAGGAUGAUUAUAGCAACAGUGGUGUUUCAGCUUCUGAUGUUUGGAGUGAUAGGUUUGAAGCAGUCUUACGCUGCAUCAGUCUUAAUCCUUCCGCUCCCAGUCAUCACAGUCCUGUUCUAUUUCUUCAUCCUGCAACAUUACAUCAGACCUGCUGAGAAUCUGUCGCUGAGCGCGGCUCAUGGUCUGGAGAAUCCUGCUCCAAACUUUAUACAGGACGUGGCGAAGAGCUACACGAGGACUCAAGGAGUACCAGCCCCAGUCCUAGAAACUGCCCCAGCAGAGGUCGACCAGACAGUGGGAACUGAGUUAGAGUCUAGUCUUCCUUUGACAGCCACGACCGAGAAGAAAGAGGAUGUGUAAGGGGGUAGAACCAGAUACUGGAAUUCGUUGACCGUGACGAUUGUAAGACCUUUUUAAUUCCUUAGAACACGUAGACGGUUUAUUUACUAGCGGAAUAUAAUUCUCAUUUCAUAGUUUUGUUUUUUUAAUCCAUUAUUUUUAUUAACAAGGUCUUGGAAAGUUUAGACCCUGAUAAUACUUCAUUCGAAUUGUUUUAAUCUAAUUAACCAAAUCAAAAAACAAAACAGUUUCUUUUAGCUUAGCUUUAGGUUAGCUUAGAUUGUUAAGUUGUCGCCGAAAGCUGUAUUGAUUAACUUUAAAACAAAUCCUUUGGAGCGGACACUGCUCAAAAGGUAAACAGCGUCAGGAAGGGCUUGUUUGGCACCAGACCUCUUAGAGCCUCUAUCAACAUUGAAGAAGUGACUGUACUCUGAAGGGUAAUAUCUAUGCCGGCUUAUUUCUGAGAGUAAACCAUUAAUCAAACGAUAGGAGGUGUUUAGAUCUAUUUUUAAGGUAGACAUAUAAAUUUACCAUUACAGUAGCCUAUGUGAGAAAGAUUGUUCCCACAUAUUUUGAUCAUCGACAACUUUAAACUUUCAGACACGUUUAAAGUCGACUGCUUUGUAGAGAUCUGAGCUGCUGCAUUCAUUUUCUUCUAGCAUACAACAGUGAGUUUAUGAUACAACAAUAUCCUGCUUCAUUAAAAAUGCACGACAAAUUCGGGACGUUGUUUUCUAUUCUUCAUGCUCUCCAGCUCACAAGAUAGACUAACUGGCCAGAUGAUUUGUUAUUUGUACUUAAACUGACGAACUGACAGACAAACAAGACUGAAAAAUAGAUUGUUUGAAAGGAAUGACUGGCAGACUGACUGGCAGACUGACUGGUGGACUGUUGCAGUCGACUAAAGCACUGACUUUGCGACUAUCAGACUCGCUUCAAACCUAACCUAACAUUGCAAGCUAUCGGAGAAAUAAUAAACGGAAGCCUAAUUCCAAAA